This is a messenger RNA of Acipenser ruthenus (sterlet), 1535 nucleotides long. RefSeq names its product small ubiquitin-related modifier 3. Gene Ontology annotation, biological process: protein sumoylation. Gene Ontology annotation, cellular component: nucleus. The transcript has 4 exons. Lineage: Eukaryota; Metazoa; Chordata; Actinopteri; Acipenseriformes; Acipenseridae. Gene Ontology annotation, molecular function: protein tag activity; ubiquitin-like protein ligase binding. The coding region runs from base 128 to 412 and encodes 94 amino acids. The record is from RefSeq and is a predicted model, not a curated record.
CCCUCCAAUCAAUGAGCUGGUCUCCCCCGAAAGGCGCGUUCCCGAAAGCAGCGGAGACAAGCAGGGGAGUUGAUUCAAAAGCGGUUCCUUAUACAAUUAAUAUAGUAACUUGUAAAUCAGCGUUAACAUGUCUGAGGAGAAGCCAAAGGAUCCAGUUAAAACUGAGAACGACCACAUUAACCUGAAGGUGGCUGGCCAAGAUGGAUCUGUUGUCCAGUUUAAAAUUAAAAGGCACACUCCCCUCAGCAAACUAAUGAAAGCAUACUGUGAAAGACAGGGUUUGUCAAUGAGGCAAAUUAGAUUCAGGUUUGACGGUCAGCCAAUCAAUGAAACCGACACACCUGCACAGCUUGAGAUGGAAGAUGAAGACACUAUUGAUGUAUUUCAGCAGCAGACCGGUGGCACGUGCUAAAGCUACAUCUCCCUUCUUCCAGGGGACUGCAGACCUUGAUCAGACCCACUUCACUAAGCUGUCUUUGACAUUUUUCAGAUACAUUUUCUGAAAAGGGCAUUUUGCAGUUAUUCUUGUUUUUAAUCCCCGGGUGCAUCAUGGGUACCUGAUUUGGGUCUGGUUUGGACAUGAUUUGCUAGCAGAUAAAAAUUGUUUGUACAAGAGGAGGGGGGCGCUGUCUUACAAUUUACAUUUUAAAAUGGGAAGACUAUUUUUGGGGGGGAGGGGGGGUGUUACAAUAGAUUAUUUAAACUGUCAUCAUGGUGCAUUUACAAGGUACAGACAAGUAUGACUUUUUGUUUCUUUAUUUGUUCUAUUAGAAUAGCCUUCCCCAUAAGCCCUAUACUUUUGUAGGGGUUGACUCCAAAACAGGUUAUUGUUCCAGCAAGAUUCUAAAAUGUGCUUUUUGAAAUCCCACAUAGAAGGCAGUGUUUUACACUUUGGGUAGUCCGUAAUAAUUUCAUGCACGCCAGGGUGCAGUACUUUUUUUAAAACUUCCAGUAUUUCUGUAGUGCUUCGCUGGAACAAUAACCAUAUACAAAAGGAUUAAGCGUAUAGCAGCGUAAGGGAUGCCAGAACCACACUCAAUCUAAUGUUGCUUUUCCUCAACACUUGCUAAAAAAAAAAAAAUAUACAAGAAUUUGUUUUAAUGUUAAAAAAAAAAAAUAAUAAUUAAAAAAAAAAUAUUUGGUCUGCAUUUUGAUAUCAAACCUGAUCAAGAUUUUUUUUUUGUGUGGGGAGGGUGACAUACAUAAAGCAAAAUAAUAAAAAGCCUCAUGUAGACUGAGAUGGAUGUGUUUUUUCCUUAUUCCUUACCUGUAUUGUGGCAAAUAAGUGGGUGUUUGCUCUGCCUUGGCUGCAUAAAGGCAUUUCUCCAUUAACAUGACUUUUCUGGUCCAAAAGAAAGUUUCACCAGUAGAUUGCAAUCUUGUUAAGGAAAACAUUUUAAUUGUAUUUCUUUCUGCAUUUUCUUUUUCAUCAGGGUAGAAAAUUCCACUGAUUCUGUAAUGUUUCUCUACUGAUUUGUACAUUUUAUUUGUUGUCCUUUACUACUGUAUACAAUAAAUAUAGUUUGGUACUCAGA